Molecule: messenger RNA, 1260 nt
Organism: Ichthyophthirius multifiliis
Lineage: Eukaryota; Ciliophora; Oligohymenophorea; Hymenostomatida
Product: protein kinase domain protein
Exons: 8
Biological process (GO): intracellular signal transduction; protein phosphorylation
Cellular component (GO): nucleus; cytoplasm
Molecular function (GO): ATP binding; MAP kinase activity
Source: RefSeq, a predicted model, not a curated record
AUGAAUAAUAACACCAAUAUACAAAAUUCCAUAGCGAGAGAUGUUGUAGAAUAUUAUAGUAAAUACAGGGCUAAAAAGACUUUAAAGUAAUCUUAAAUUCAUGGAACUAAUUUUAACAUAGAUGAAAGAUAUAAAAUAUUAGAAAAAAUUGGAUAAGGAGCUUAUGGAGUUGUCGUUGCAGCUGUAGAUUAAGCAGAAAACAAAAAGAAAAGUGUAGCAAUAAAAAAAAUUGAAAAGGCUUUUGAAGAAAGAAUAUAUACUAAAAGAACAUUACGUGAACUUAAAUUACUGAGAUUACUAAAUCAUGAAAAUGUAAUAGGCUUAGAUAGUAUUUUAUUACCUAAAUCAAGAGAAGAAUUUAAUGAUAUAUAUUGUGUAUCUGAAUUAAUGGAAACAGAUUUACAAUAAAUAAUAAAAUCUGAAUAAGUAUUAACAGCUGAUCAUAUCAAAUUUUUCAUUUAUCAAAUUUUAAGAGGUUUAAAAUAUGUUCAUUCAGGAGGAGUUAUACACAGAGAUUUAAAACCAAGAAAUUUAUUAGUAAACUCAAAUUGUGAUUUAAAAAUAUGUGAUUUUGGUUUAGCAAGGGCAAUACCUGAAUCCAAAGCAAAUGAUUUAACAGAUUAUGUAACUACCCGUUGGUAUAGACCCCCUGAAUUAUUACUUUCAUGGACUGACUAUACAGCAGCAAUGGAUGUAUGGUCUGUUGGUAUUAUUUUGGCUGAGUUAAUAAAAAGAAAACCUCUACUUCCUGGAUCAAGCUCUUCAGAUUAAUUAAUGAGAAUUUUCGAUUUAAUAGGUACUCCUUCACCUUAGGAAAUUGCAAUGAUUCCAUAUGAUGAAUAUAGAAAAUUUAUCAAAGAAUUGCCAAAAAGACCAAAAAAACCAUUAGAUAGAUUGUUCCCUAGAGCUCCAAAAGAUGCUCUUGAUUUAAUUGAUAGAAUGCUUACUUUUGACUUUUAAUAAAGAAUUACUGUCGAAUAAGCUCUAUAACAUCCUUAUUUAGCUGAUUUACAUUUACCUGAUGACGAACCAUCAAGAUAAUAGGUACCUUUCUUAGAAUUUGAGUUUGAAUCAUAUCCUAAUUUAACAAGACAAUAAUAUAAAGAUUUGGUUUAUGAAGAAAUAUUACUUUAUCAUUAUCCAGAUUUUAAAAAAUAAUAUCUUUUUAAUAUCUCAAAUUAAAAAUCUGUUAUGUAGCAUAUAUUUAAUAAUUCUAACAAAAAUAUUAUUGAUUAAGAAUUCACAGAAGAAGAUGGAUGA